AUGCUGUCGCGUCUUUUCGGCGCGAGCGACUCCUCGAGGUCCCGCCCGACCUGGUACGACCGCCAGGUCUCGCCGCUCCUCCAGGCCGUGUGCCGCCGUGCAUGCACCCAUCCCAUUCACACCAUUGUCUUCACCGCGCUCCUCGCCAGUACCACCUAUCUCAGCGUCAUUGAGAGCAGCCUGUUCAAUGGCUCGGCCUCUGCAGGCAGCUCUCUGGGCAAGGCCGACUUCAACACCCUGUUGGCUGGCAGCAAGACGCUGAGGGUUGGUCCCGCCUCUGAGUGGAAGUGGCAGGCGGAUGAAGAUCGCAACGAUGUGGCCCUCGACGAGACCUACGAGAAGCUUGCCCUCCUGACCCUCCUGUUCCCCGAGUCCACCCCCGCCAACGCGCCCCAGACGGCUCCCCUGGGCAACGCCGUCCCCAUUCCGCGCAACUCGUCCGCCGAAUUGCUCCCCAGCUCCUCCUCUGCCUUCUCCCAGAUCUCCCACGAUACGUCUCUCGCCUUCUCCAUCCCCUACGAUGAGGCUUCCGAGUUCCUGGCCGCCAUGCAGGAGCUCCCGGCUCCUGCAGGUGCUUCCGAGGCACAGAAGACGGACGACGGCACAGUCGAGGAGAAGAAGUGGAUCAUGAAGGCCGUCAAGAGCGCCAGCAGCAGCCCCUCUGAUUUGCGCCAGUGGGUCAUCGAGUCCUGGACCUCUUUUCUGGACCUUUUGAAGAACGCCGAAACGCUCGACAUCGUCAUCAUGGCGCUAGGAUACCUCUCCAUGCACCUGACGUUUGUGUCGCUCUUCCUUUCGAUGAGACGUCUUGGCUCCAACUUCUGGUUGGCCGCGACGGUCCUUUUCCAGUCCGUCUUUGCGUUCCUGUUUGGACUGACUGUCACCACCAAGCUCGGGGUUCCCAUCAACAUGGUUCUGCUCUCCGAAGGCCUGCCUUUCCUGGUUGUCACCAUUGGCUUUGAGAAGCCGAUUGUUCUGACCAAGGCCGUGCUUUCUGCCUCCAUGGACGCGCGUCGGCGUCACUCGGCUAACGGCGACAACACGCCGUUGACCAUUCAGUAUGCCGUUCAGACCGCCGUCAAGGAAAAGGGCUUCGACAUUGUGCGCGACUACUUUGUUGAGAUCUUGAUCCUCGUUGCUGGCGCUUUCUCCGGCGUUCAGGGCGGUCUGCGCCAGUUCUGCUUCCUCGCCGCCUGGAUCCUCUUCUUCGAUUCUCUCCUGCUGCUGACCUUCUUCACUGCCAUUCUCACCAUCAAGCUUGAGAUCAACCGCAUCAAGCGCCACGUCGCUCUGCGCAAGGCGCUUGAGGACGAUGGUGUGAGCCGCACUGUGGCCGAGAACGUCGCUUCCAACAACGACUGGCCCUCGCUUAGCUCUAACGGCACUGAGGAUGGUGGUGCGCACACUGAUAUUCCCGGCUUUGGCAAGAAGAUGAAGGAGACCAGUGUCCCUCGCUUCAAGGUUCUCAUGGUCACUGGCUUCAUUGUUGUGAACAUUCUGAACAUUUGUACCAUCCCCUUCCGCAGUGGCUACUACAGCUCCAGCGCGUCUUCGGGUCUUGCGAGCAUGGUCAAUCCGGCUGCCAUGGAUCCUUUCAAGGUUGCGGGUAAUGCUUUGGACACCAUUUCGGCUGCGGCAAAGUCGAAGAACACUGCUGCGCUUGUUACCGUCCUUACACCCAUCAAGUACGAGCUCGAAUACCCCUCAGUUCACUACUCCAUCCAGGAGCCUGUCUCCAGCCUUUUCGGUGGAAACUACAAGGACCAGCUGAUGGACGGCAUGGGUGGUCGCGUCGUUGAGGGUGUUUUGAAGAGCCUCGAGGACCCUGUCCUGAGCAAGUGGAUCAUUGUUGCUCUGGCUCUUAGCUUGGCUUUCAACGGUUAUCUCUUUAACGCUGCCCGCUGGUCUAUCAAGGAUCACGCCCAACCCAGCAAUAUCAAGCCUCCGGAGGAGUACGAGGUCAUGGACAAAGCUCCCAGCAACGUCAGGCUCGUUGACUCAGGCGCUCCGCUUCGCCCCCUUACCCCCGCGAACCCGCCGGCUCCCGCCAGGAAGGACGACGAUUCUGAUGAUGGACUGGAGAUGAAGCCUACCGCCCACCAAGCUGACCCGUCUGGCCCCAAGCGUCCUGUGCAUGAACUCGAGCUCCUGUUGAAGGAGAAGAAGGCUCCUUCAAUGACUGAUGAGGAAUUGAUCGAGCUUGCUCUUCGUGGCAAGAUUCCUGGUUAUGCUCUUGAGAAGACCUUGGAGAACAAGGUCCGCGCUGUGAAGAUCCGCAGAGCAGUCGUUUCCCGCACCCAUGCCACCCGUCAAACAUCUUUCCUUCUCGAAAAAUCGAAGCUGCCGUAUCAGCACUAUAACUAUGACCUGGUCCACGGCGCUUGCUGUGAAAAUGUCAUCGGUUACCUUCCCCUUCCUCUCGGUGUUGCCGGUCCCCUCAACAUCGACGGCCAGAACUACUUCCUGCCUAUGGCUACCACUGAAGGUGUCCUGGUCGCUAGCACAAGCCGGGGCUGCAAGGCCAUCAAUGCCGGUGGUGGCUGUACCACUGUUCUCACUGGCGACGGUAUGACUCGCGGUCCUUGCGUUGGCUUCGAAACCCUGGCCAGGGCUGGUGAGGCCAAGGUCUGGAUCGAUUCCGAGGAGGGCCAGAAGACCAUGAAGGCCGCAUUCAACUCCACCAGCCGUUUUGCUCGUCUCCAGACGUUGAAGACGGCGCUGGCUGGAACCUACCUGUACAUUCGUUUCAAGACGACCACUGGUGAUGCCAUGGGUAUGAACAUGAUUUCCAAGGGUGUUGAGCACGCUUUGAGCGUCAUGAAGAACGAGGCCGGGUUCGAUGAUAUGGCCAUCAUUUCCGUUUCCGGAAACUUCUGUACAGACAAGAAGCCCGCUGCUAUCAACUGGGUUGACGGGCGUGGCAAGAGUGUGGUGGCGGAGGCUAUCAUUCCCGCCGAGGUGGUGAAGAACGUCUUGAAGAGCGACGUGAAUGCGUUGGUCGAGCUCAACAUUGCCAAGAACUUGAUUGGAUCGGCCAUGGCUGGAAGCAUUGGUGGUUACAAUGCGCACGCUGCGAACAUUGUCACUGCUGUCUUCUUGGCGACUGGACAGGAUCCGGCUCAGAAUGUGGAGAGCAGCAACUGUAUUACCGUCAUGAAGAACAUGAACGGUAACCUCCACAUUUCGGUCUCGAUGCCUUCGAUUGAGGUUGGUACGAUUGGCGGUGGUACUAUCCUGGAGCCCCAGAGCGCUAUGCUUGAUCUGCUCGGCGUCAGGGGAGCCCACCCGACCAGCCCCGGUGACAACGCACGCCAGCUUGCUCGUGUCAUCGCUGCUGCUGUUCUCGCCGGUGAGCUCAGUUUGUGCAGUGCGCUUGCUGCGGGCCAUCUCGUCAAGGCGCACAUGAGCCACAACCGUAGCCAGGCUCCUUCUCGUUCUACUACUCCAGCGCCGAUGGGCGUCCAGACGCCAACCACUUUGGCCAUGACGACCAUCAAGGACAAGGCUGCUGGCCGUCGCUGA
Molecule: messenger RNA, 3522 nt
Organism: Lasiodiplodia theobromae
Lineage: Eukaryota; Fungi; Ascomycota; Dothideomycetes; Botryosphaeriales; Botryosphaeriaceae
Product: 3-hydroxy-3-methylglutaryl-CoA reductase
Exons: 4
Coding region: 1-3522 (1173 amino acids)
Biological process (GO): coenzyme A metabolic process; isoprenoid biosynthetic process; ergosterol biosynthetic process
Cellular component (GO): peroxisomal membrane; endoplasmic reticulum membrane
Molecular function (GO): hydroxymethylglutaryl-CoA reductase (NADPH) activity; protein binding
Source: RefSeq, a predicted model, not a curated record